AACAAAAUGCAGAAGCAAGUGGAAGUCAGGAUGGAUGAGAACCACCUGGAGCCCAGAGUGGAGAACACUGAGAGUGCAUGUAGCUCUUUUUGUGAUAAAAUCAUGAAGAACAUGGUGCUCACUCUCACAAUCCUUGGUGUGUUUUUGGGCUCCAUUGCUGGAAUGCUGCUGCGGCACAUAUCGCCUCUCCCUCCUGAUGUUGUUAUGAUCAUCGCCUUCCCUGGGGAGAUCCUAAUGAGGAUGCUGAAGAUGCUUAUUCUGCCUCUCGUUGUUUCCAGUCUGGUCACAGGACUUGCCGGUUUGGAUGCCAAAUCCAGCGGCCGCCUCGGCACCAGAGCCAUGGUGUACUACAUGUCAACGACUGUGAUCGCAGCCGUCCUCGGCGUGAUCCUGGUGCUGCUCAUCCAUCCCGGAAACCCCAAGCUGAAGGCGAACUUGGGACAGGGGAGGAAGAACGACGAGGUGUCCAGCAUGGACGCUUUCUUCGAUCUCAUCCGAAAUCUUUUCCCGGAGAACUUGGUGCAGGCGUGCUUCCAGCAGAUCCAGACAGUAACCACCAAAAUACCUGUGCCCACUAACAGAACCAAAGCACCUCCACAGUUCACAGUGAAGAGGUCGCUUCAGUUCAAGGGAGGGAUGAAUGUCCUCGGUUUGAUUGGAUUCUUUGUUGCUUUCGGGGUUAUCAUGGGAAAAAUGGGAGAAAAGGCCAAAAUGAUGUUGGAGUUUUUCAACGUCCUGAAUGAGAUCGUUAUGAGGCUCGUUGGAGCAAUCAUGUGGUACUCUCCUGUUGGUAUUGCGUGCCUCAUCUGUGGAAAGAUCAUCUCCAUCGCUGACCUGGAGGUGGUUGCCAGACAGCUGGGGAUGUACAUGGUCACUGUGAUAGUGGGUCUCAUCAUCCAUGGAGGCAUCUUCCUUCCGCUGAUAUAUUUUGUGAUAGUGAGGGAUAACCCCUUCACGUUCUUCAUGGGAAUAUUUCAAGCUUGGGUCACAGCACUCGGGACAGCAUCCAGUGCCGGUACUCUGCCCGUCACAUUCCGGUGCCUAGAGGAGAACCUGGGCAUCGACAAGAGGGUGACACGCUUCGUCCUCCCAGUGGGUGCCACCAUCAACAUGGACGGCACGGCGCUUUAUGAGGCCGUGGCUGCUAUUUUUAUUGCUCAGAUGAACGGGAUCGCGCUCGACUGGGGCCAGAUUAUUACCGUCAGUAUGACAGCCACUCUGGCCAGUGUUGGAGCAGCCAGUAUUCCCAGUGCAGGACUGGUGACAAUGCUUCUGAUCCUCACAGCAGUGGGCCUGCCGACUCAGGACAUCAGUCUGCUGGUGGCUGUCGACUGGCUGCUGGAUCGUUUCCGUACCUCGGUUAACGUGGUCGGGGACUCGUAUGGAGCGGGCAUCGUGUACCACCUCUCCAAACACGAACUGGACUCCUUCGACUCCCAGCAGACCAGGAUGGAGGACUUUGAGAUGUCAAAGACACAAUCUUUUUAUGAAAAUAACACCAACCAGAAUGUUUACACUCACCACAACUCAAUCUUAAUAGACGACUGCAAGGUCACCAUGGGCAAAAAUGGCAAGACUUCAGAUUUCUCUCUUGUUGAAGAGGGACCGUGGAAAUGCGAGUAAAGCAGAUCCAGAUGCUGCUGCGCCUUACCAACUGAGUUCCAACAGUUCUUUAACUUUCUGCCGACAAGACAAACAACAACACAAAUCACGUAGAGACGAAAGGAAGGGAAAAAAAGUGAGUUAGCAAUAUCAACGAUACACAAAAGACAGUCAUCUUUUUCUUUUAGCUACCUAUCCGGGCAGCUACUGGACCAUUCAACAAAUCACUCAACAACUUGUGUUGGAUCUGGUAUUUGCACUAACACAGACUCUAACUUACCAAUGCAUUUCAAGCCCUUUGUGCAGAAGAAUCAUUUAUGCGGUUGACAUGACUCCUUACUCGGUGCUGCUGCAAGCUUCCUGAAUUGUCAACCAAAGAAUUCUUCGACAACAUUUCAGUUUUUUUUUCUUCUUUUGUAUCAAAGCAAUUUUUUUGUAGCAUCAAGGGCAGAGAUGAUCUGUGGACGAUGGCCUUGCCAGGUAAUCACUUUGUUAGUUUAAUUGAAGCAAGUGAGAAAUGAUGUCAAAGUUGGAGGUAAUGGACUCAAAUCAAAUUUUACAGAUUAGCACGUCAGUAUUUGACAGAGUUUCUGGAUGAAUGUUUGUCUGUAUUAAUGGUUUUUGCGUAUUUGUGAUUUCUGACAACUCUGUCUUCUUAUGUAAUGUCCACAAACACUGGACCAAAUGUUCAUAAAUAAUGCAAACAUUGACUGAAUGCAACAGCGCUCCAUGUGGACUCAUGAUGUCAGUGCAGGAGGGAUAA
Molecule: messenger RNA, 2365 nt
Organism: Labrus bergylta (ballan wrasse)
Lineage: Eukaryota; Metazoa; Chordata; Actinopteri; Labriformes; Labridae
Product: excitatory amino acid transporter 2-like
Biological process (GO): L-glutamate import across plasma membrane; L-aspartate transmembrane transport
Cellular component (GO): plasma membrane
Molecular function (GO): neutral L-amino acid transmembrane transporter activity; glutamate:sodium symporter activity; L-glutamate transmembrane transporter activity
Source: RefSeq, a predicted model, not a curated record